AUCACUGUAUUUGCUUGAUCAAAGUUAUCUUUAGCAUUCAAGACACCAACUGCGCCGGGAGCAAUUCCAUCUAUAAAUCUGUUGAUUGUUAUCCAUAACUCGAAGAAGCAUGUACUUUUCCACAACUCUUAUAUUACUCCUUACCAUAUUGGAUAUUCUUGUUUAUUAUUUACAGAAACUACAAGAGCAAGACAAUGGCGAGCAGAAAAAUUCAGCCUCAUCGUCAUCUUUGGAUAAAAGGAUUAUGCCCCAAGAAGACAAUGGGGAGCUGAAAAGUUCAGCCUCGUCGACAUCAUUGGAUAUACGAUCCAUGCACGAAGAAGACGAUGGUGAGAGGAAGGAUCCAUCCUUGUCAUCAUCAUCACUUUAUAAACAGUGUCAAGUUUUUUCACUUGCUGAAAUCAAAUUGGCAACAAAUGAUUUUGAUGAUGCUUUUGUAAUUGGAAAAGGUGGGUUUGGUCAGGUAUACAAGGGUAAAAUCGACUUUGGGGCAAGUACAGAUGUUGCCAUCAAGAGGUUAGAUUGCAAUUCCAAUCAAGGGGAAACCGAGUUCUAUGCAGAGAUUGAAAUGCUUUCCAAGAUUCGCCAUAGUCAUAUUGUCUCUUUACUAGGUUAUUGUGAAACAGAUAUGAUCCUUGUUUAUGAAUACAUGCCCAAUGGGAGUCUUGAGGAUCAUCUGCAUAAAAAAAGAGCUAAUACAACUAGUUAUUCUCCACUGACAUGGAUUCAAAGACUCAAUAUUUGCAUAGAUGCUGCUCGUGGAUUGGACUACCUCCAUACGGGUACAGGUGUCCAGCAUCGAGUCAUCCAUCGUGAUGUUAAAAGCUCGAAUAUCUUGCUGGAUGAGAACUUGGCAAGUAAGAUUGCAGACUUUGGGCUGUCUAGAAUUACUCCAGCGUCUCAGUCAGGUGCUACCACUAAUGUUUAUACGGGUCAGAUCGUAAGUACAUUUGGGUACAUGGAUGCUGAAUAUUUCUCAACUCACAGACUUACAAGAAAAUCUGAUGUGUAUGCAUUUGGUGUGGUGUUGUUGGAAGUGUUAUGCGGUAGGCCUGCCCUGGAUUUUUCAUUGGAUGAGGAACAGCACAGCCUAGCUGGAUGGGCCAAACACUGCAUCAAAAGAGGUAAUCUAAGUCGGAUUGUUGAUCCCAGUCUGAGGGGACAAGUCUCGGCUAAAUGCCUAAAGCAUUUUGGGCAAAUUGCAUAUGAAUGCCUCCGUACUUCUUCAAAGGAUCGACCAACGAUGACUGUGAUUUUGGGUAGGCUUGAGUUGGUGCUAACAUGGACAAUGCAGAGUGUGGAGAGGGCUAGUAAUAGGAAAUACCUUGGAUGGUCACUGUUCUUAACCAAAGCUCCAUGGAGUGUGAUAUCUGAUAGAAAGACAGGCGGCCAUGAUAGCGGUGGUAUUGUAACUGCUUCUCAGCGGGUGGUGUCACCUAGUGAGGACGCAACGCCACUGAUCUUCAAGGAGUUCACAUAUUCUGACUUACAGAAAGCCACGUGUAACUUUCGGCGCGAUUGCUUUCUUGGAGAGGGUGGUUUUGGGAGGGUUUUCAAAGGGUGGUUGGACAGGGUAACAUACACCCCACAGAAGGCUGGCAAUGGGCUUCCUGUUGCUAUUAAGAAAUUAAAUCCUGAAACUAUACAAGGAUUCGAAGUGUGGCAGACAGAGGUGACUCUCUUGGGAAUGCUUAAACACCCAAAUGUUGUUAAACUCUUAGGAUAUUGCCAGGAAAAUAUGGAGCUGCUUCUUGUUUAUGAAUUCAUGCAAGGGGGAAGCUUAGAGGAUCGUCUUUUCAGAAAAGGUGUAGAUGCACUACCAUGGUCUACGAUGAUUAAAAUAGCCAUUGGCGCAGCUCAAGGCAUGGCUUUCUUGCAUUCAGUAAAUGUUAUUUACAGGGAUAUGAAAGCCUCAAAUAUAUUGUUAGAUGAGGAUUAUAAUGCAAAGGUGUCAGAUUUUGGGUUAGCAAAGGUAGGUCCAUCCGAUGGAAUGACUCAUGUGUCAACCCGUGUAGUGGGCACCUACGGUUAUGCAGCUCCUGAGUAUCUGGCUACUGGCCACUUUUAUGUCAAGAGUGAUGUUUAUGGUUUUGGAGUGGUAAUGCUUGAGCUUAUAACAGGGUUACGAGCUCUUGACCGCAAUCGACAAGGCGCAAAAGUGAACUUGGUGGAAUGGACUAGGCCUUUCUUGACAGAUAAGAGAAUACACAAAAUUAUGGAUCCUCGAUUGGGAAAAAAUUACCCUGCAAAAGCCGCUCGUAAAGCUGCUGAGCUCGUCGUAAGUUGCCUUAAACAAGAGCCCAAGAGCCGGCCUUCUAUGGAGGAAAUAGUGUCGUGUUUACAAGAUAUUAAUGCUAUCAGUUUGAAACCAAGAAAGUAAAAAGGCUAACCCUAUCUGUCAUUGAACCUACAUAACAAACAAAUAUCAAGUAAUUGCCAUCAUCAAGACCACCAGUUCUGAAAUAAGAAUGAAAUAGGUAUAGGAGCAUAUAUAGAGAAUGCAAUCCCACCUUUUUUUUCUCUCCGUUUCUUUCCAAUUUAAAAGGACGGAUUUUAGCUUAAAAACUGCUUCCUUUCUUUUCUCCUCUCUUCCUUUGUCUCCAUAAAAAAAAAAACAAAAAGCUCUGGAAUACAACUUUUCCUUACUUCCUUCCAAAUCAUUUCUCUUCUCUCUUUAAAUGAAACUCGGGAACACAGUGUAAGUUCAUGUUUGUUCCUAAAGCUAGUCAUUGAGAAAUUGCAAUUCAUAUACCAUGUAUCUGUUAAGUACAUAAUUUCUUUAUGUACAUAAAGAGUUUGAACUUACGUAGAGCUUUGGUUAGAAUAAUCUUAUUUAAGGUUAUUUCUAGUUUCUACUUAACUAUGACAAAUGUGUGUUUCAAUAUCCAUCAAUGUGUAUACUUUAUGCAUAAA
Molecule: messenger RNA, 2913 nt
Organism: Helianthus annuus (common sunflower)
Lineage: Eukaryota; Viridiplantae; Streptophyta; Magnoliopsida; Asterales; Asteraceae
Product: probable serine/threonine-protein kinase PBL9
Exons: 6
Coding region: 110-2380 (756 amino acids)
Biological process (GO): protein phosphorylation
Molecular function (GO): protein kinase activity; ATP binding
Source: RefSeq, a predicted model, not a curated record